Messenger RNA from Fulvia fulva, 882 nucleotides. RefSeq names its product Protein/nucleic acid deglycase. NCBI's taxonomy places the organism in Eukaryota, Fungi, Ascomycota, Dothideomycetes, Mycosphaerellales, Mycosphaerellaceae. The record is from RefSeq and is a predicted model, not a curated record. The transcript has a single exon. Bases 1 to 882 code for a protein of 293 amino acids. Gene Ontology annotation, molecular function: protein deglycase activity.
AUGUCUGCUAUAGAGGACCGCAAGCCAGCGCCGGACGCUGCCGAAGACGACGCCUACUUCCCAUCACCGUUCUCACUCACCCAAUACGUCGCACCAAAGACCGACUUCGACGGCGCGAAUUACCCAAAUGCAUACCAAGGCAAGAAAUGGAAGAUUCUCCUGAUCGCCUGUCAAGAGCGAUACCUGAAAAUGGCCGAUGGCAAAUUCUUUUCCACUGGCAACCACCCGGUCGAGAUGCUGCUUCCUAUGAUUCACCUCGACGCCGCCGGCUUCGAUAUCGACAUCGCCACCAUCUCAGGUAACUCCGUGAAGUUCGAGAUGUGGGCCUUCCCAAAGGAAGAUGAAGCUGUCAAGGCCAUCUACGAGAAGUACAGGCCCAAGAUCCGCAACCCGCUCAACCUCCAGGAGGUGUGGGGCAAAGGCUUCAGCAAGGAGACUCCUUACGUUGGCGUUUUCGUCCCAGGUGGUCAUGGGGCUUUGAACGACAUUCCUAAGUCUUUGACCGUUGGCAACAUCCUUCGCUGGGCAGACGCUAACAAGCGCUACCUGAUCACCCUGUGCCAUGGACCGGUCUGCUUGCUGGCGGCAAAUGUCGGCAAGCCGGAGGGUGAAAAGUUCAUCUACGAUGGUUACGAGAUCGAUGUCUUCCCAGACUCGCUCGACACCGGCGCCAACAUCGACAUUGGGUACAUCCCGGGCAAGAUGGAGUGGCUGGUGGGUGAGCAACUUCGAAAGUUGGGUGUCAAGCCUCUGAACAAGGACAUCACAGGUGCAGUGCAUCGGGACCGAUACAUUCUGACGGGAGACUCACCACUGGCCUCGAACAACUUGGGCAAGUUGGCGGCGAACACGUUGCUUGAGGAGGUUGCAGCUUUAGGUUGA